This is a messenger RNA of Pteronotus mesoamericanus, 2962 nucleotides long. It is a transcript of the gene ARHGAP25, whose product is annotated as Rho GTPase activating protein 25. Gene Ontology annotation, molecular function: GTPase activator activity. Bases 394 to 2331 code for a protein of 645 amino acids. NCBI's taxonomy places the organism in Eukaryota, Metazoa, Chordata, Mammalia, Chiroptera, Mormoopidae. Gene Ontology annotation, biological process: signal transduction; activation of GTPase activity; actin filament organization. The transcript has 11 exons. Gene Ontology annotation, cellular component: phagocytic cup. The record is from RefSeq and is a predicted model, not a curated record.
CAUGACCUCUCCUCAGUGAGGCCUGAGAUUCUUUCAAACGGGAGCUUUGCUUCCCAUGACGCAGAGCGAAGUGUCAACUGGGAUAUUUCUAGUAAAACUGAAAGCAAGAGGAGCAGGGUGCAUAAUUCACGAGGGACCAGCCCCUAGGAACUGUGGGUGGGGUUUGGUGGGGGUUUGGAUGCCAUCCUCAAGUCACAGAUGAUUGGACCUUUCAUCUGAGAGAAAGGAAGACACACGCUGGCGAAUCAACCUCAAAGUCAAGAUUGUCUGUGAAGCCAUCAUAGAGGGAAAACCUGCACACACCAGCCAGAGGGAAAGACCUAAAAGGCAAGAAGGGCGCGAACUGAGACAGACUCGUCACUGCGGCAACUACUCAUCAGAACCAGAAGCAAAAUGUCGCUGAAGUUGCCAAGAAACUGGGACUUCAACCUGAAAGGAGAGGCUGGGAAAAUAGCUCGGUCCAAGAGUGUGAUGACCGGUGAGCCGAUGGCGGCCUUCCACGCGUCAUCCACUCCCAACCCGCUGGAAAGGCCUAUCAAGAUGGGCUGGCUGAAGAAACAGAGGUCCAUCGUGAAAAACUGGCAGCAGAGGUACUUCGUGCUGAGGGCACAGCAGCUCUACUACUACAAGGACGAAGAGGACACGAAGCCACAGGGUUGUAUGUAUCUACCAGGGAGUACGAUCAGGGAGAUUGCCACCAACCCAGAAGAAGCAGGGAAGUUUGUCUUUGAAAUCAUUCCAGGUUCAUUGGACCAGAGUCGCAUAGGACAGGACUCCCAUGUCCUCAUGGCCAGCUCCCAGGCAGAGAUGGAGGAGUGGGUUAAAUUCCUUAGGAGAGUUGCUGGCACACCGUCUGGAGCGGUGUUUGGCCAGCGCUUGGAUGAGACGGUGGCCUACGAGCAGAAAUUUGGCCCCCACCUUGUGCCCAUCCUUGUGGAGAAGUGUGCGGAGUUCAUCCUCGAGCACGGCCUGAAUGAAGAGGGCAUCUUCCGACUGCCUGGGCAGGACAACCAGGUGAAGCAGCUCAGAGAUGCUUUUGAUGCAGGGGAGAGGCCCUCCUUUGACAGAGAUACAGACGUGCACACAGUGGCCUCCCUGUUAAAGCUCUACCUCCGAGACCUCCCAGAGCCGGUGGUUCCCUGGAGCCAGUACGAGGGGUUCCUGCUCUGCGGGCGUCUCAUGAAUGCCGAUGAGGCAAAGGCUCAGCAGGAGUUGAUGAAGCAGCUUUCCGUCCUUCCUCGGGACAACUACAGCCUCCUGAGCUACAUCUGCAGGUUCCUACACGAAAUCCAGCUGAACUGUGCUGUUAACAAGAUGAGUGUGGAUAAUCUGGCUACUGUGAUUGGUGUGAAUCUCAUCAGGUCAAAGAUAGAAGACCCUGCUGUGAUUAUGAGAGGAACUCCUCAGAUCCAAAGAGUGAUGACCAUGAUGAUCCGAGACCAUGAAGUCCUCUUCCCCAAGUCCAAGGAUGCACCCCUGUCACCCCCAGCCCCCCAAAAUGACCCCAAGAAGCCUCCAGUGGCUCGAAGCUCUGUGGGCUGGGAUGCCUCUGAAGACGCUCCAAUUUCUAGGACAAACAGCUUCAGUAACACGACCAGCGACUCGGAAGCAACCAGCCCCACUGGACAACAGCCGAGUGACGUGUGUCUGGAAGACAGUAGCAAAGCUCCCAGGGGAAAACCAGGAGACUGGAAGCUGCAAUCACGAAAAAGGACUCAGACACUCCCUAAUCGGAAAUGUUUCUUGACAGCAUCUUUUCAAGGUGCCAACAGCAGCAAAAUGGAGAUCUUUAAAACUGAGUUCUGGUCUUCUUCAGAAGUGAAGGCAGGGGACGGGCAUAGGAGAACAAUGUCUCAAGGUGUGUCCAACCUUUCUGACUCCCAGAGGACUUCCACCUAUGAUAACAUCCCUACGCUGCCAGGGUCCCCUGGGAAUGAAGCAGGCACACUCUCCUCCCAUGCCUGUGACUCCAAGAGAGAUACUCUUUCCAGCCCAAACUCUGAAACCAGGCCUGGGACAAAGAACUCUGGAGAAGAGGAACUUGAAUCUUUGCAAAAGAUGGUUCAGGAGCUGCAAAAGGCAAUAGAAACACAGAAACAAAUGUAUGAAGAACAGAUUAAAAACCUUGAGAAGGAAAACUAUGAUGUCUGGGCUAAGGUGGUGAGGCUCAAUGAAGAACUAGAGAAGGAGAAGAAGAGGUCUGCAGCCUUGGAAAUCAGCCUCCGCAACGUGGAGCGCUCCCGGGAGGAUGUUGAGAGGAGGAACAAAACCUUAGAAGCAGAGGUCAAGGAAUUUGUCAAAUUGAUGAAGGAGCCCAAGGUUGAUGCAUGAAGGUCCCAGGGGCCCACAGAGGCCCAACACUGCUCCCUUUCUCCUUGCUACCUGAUGUCUGGGAAGCCAAAGUACUCCCUAGGAGGAGAGGACAUCUGGGGGUGGGAGGUGGGGAACAUCACAUUUCCCAGUAAAUAAAUCAGUGGAAUUUGCAGGAAGAUAAGCGUGAGCAGGAUGUCUGCAGACAUCUAUGACUGCCUGUGGCUGUAUUGAAAAGGAUUGCAUUAUUCCACUGUGGUCUCAGGCUGAAAUGGAACCUUCCGUGGCUGGAUGGCUAUGUCCAAUGGAGGCAUUUGAGGCGGGCCUCAUCCCAGGACCCAGGGAGCAGGCCUCCCCCAAACAAGGCUGGGCUGAGGCUCAGUUCUUUGUUUUCUGUGUGGAACAAUUCACUUAGUCAAAUGGCCUCAGGGCAUCUCUGAGACACAAGGGCUGAAAAUGAUUUCCCCGUUUAAGUGCUCACCAUGGUUUUGAGCGGAUGGCCCUGCUGAAGCCAGAGCCCCAUGCUACCGCUCCCAUAGUGAUGCACAAUCUCCAGGACUUGGAAACUCAAAAUUAUUAGCUUAAGAAAAAAUGGACAAUAAACUGUAUUUAUGAAAGCAAAUCAAUGAAAAAAGUAUACUCAAAUAAACAA